Pygocentrus nattereri (red-bellied piranha) is the source of this 4322-nucleotide messenger RNA. RefSeq names its product PAS domain containing serine/threonine kinase (gene pask). Bases 284 to 4024 code for a protein of 1246 amino acids. Gene Ontology annotation, molecular function: protein serine/threonine kinase activity; ATP binding. The transcript is spliced from 20 exons. The record is from RefSeq and is a predicted model, not a curated record. NCBI's taxonomy places the organism in Eukaryota, Metazoa, Chordata, Actinopteri, Characiformes, Serrasalmidae. Gene Ontology annotation, biological process: negative regulation of glycogen biosynthetic process; intracellular signal transduction; protein phosphorylation. Gene Ontology annotation, cellular component: cytosol; cytoplasm; nucleus.
CAUCCGCGCCAAACACGGAAAAAAACAGCUUUCAACACAAGAGAAACUGAGUUCACUUCUCUUUUGACCAAACUUCUUAACGUAUUACUUUUGCUACUUUAUGUCACUCGCUCGUUCCAUUAAACGCUCUCGCUUUUGCGAAACCGUUUCAAUAGCUUUAAGUUUGGAGUAAAGCGGCUUGUUUUGUGUCUCCAAGGGGUCGUCGUGUCGUGGCGGCCUGGCAGACAAACGGUCAGCCAGGCAGAGGAGCUUUCGGUUUUAAGUAAAGAUACAGCAGCAGACGAUGUCGCUGUGGCGCCACAUCAUUGAUAAACAGAAGGGCAGUGCUGGCAGUGCUGGCGGUGCCCAGGGCGACCGUGUGUGUUCGGUUCCCAACGACAGCUCCGGCCUAGCGGGAGAUGACUCAUCAAACACGAGCCAGACUCAUCCCUGUCUGAGACCUACAGCAAAGAGGAACUUCAGCCAGCACAGUCCACGCUCUGCUGCAGGCGAUGCCAAAACAAGCCCAUCAGUAGUGAAAGACGUUGUCAUGUCCGGCCUGCCUAGCUCUCCUGGCCGGUGCCGGGCUCCAGGUUUGUCCUCUGCAGGACUGGAGAGCUCAUUGCUCAGGCAUUUGGUCUCUGGAUCUCCUCAGAGUCACUGCGCUGGAAAGAAGGGUUCACAGCUUAUACACAACCCUAAUAAGGCCACUGUGACUGUGGAUUGGAACACAGCAGAGGUGGUGGAUGUGAACAAGCAAGCUUGCAGGCUGUUGGAAUGUCAUCGCAGUGAUCUCAUUGGUCAAUCGCUGACAUCUAUCCUGAAGACCCAUCAAAUGACUGAGGAUGUCUUGGGUGAAGAAAAUCUUGACUCUGCUGGGAACUUGUUCACUGUGUUUGGAAAAGUGGUAAAUGCAGUAAGUAAGACUGGGGCAGAGUUGCCUGUGUCUGUGUGGACACUGUCAUGUGACCACCACACCUGUGUGCUACUCCUGGAGAGAGUGGACAGGAUAUCAGCCCACUUCUCCUUCUCUCAGGAGGGUGGGAUCCUCAGCUGUGAUUCUGCCUUUGCUCAUCUCAAUGGUUACUGUGACCCUGAUGAGGUGACUGGGCUGUCGGUCACUUUGCUGAUGCCAUCACUGCAUGUUCCACUGCACUGCAAGACCGUACCUAAGAUGUUGCGUGUGCAGAGAUUGUGUGUACAAGGCAGCAGCAGUACAGCACUGCGUGUGUGUGUCCGUUUGCGGGCUGCUGUAUCCUGUGGGAGCCCUUCAGGAAGAAUAAACGGAUCAGGGAAAGCUGAUCUCAAUGAGAAUUCACUUGCUGACAUUACAGAACACAGUCCUGCUGGACCAGGUGGCAAAGAGGGCAAUAGAGAUGGCGUCUGCUCACCUGGCUUGGGUGUGGUGUAUACUGGAUCACUGUGGGCAUUUGCUCCUUCGAGCAGCCUUCUGACUCUCCAUCCUAACGGCACCAUUAACAGCAUCAGCAGCAUUUACUGCCCCCUACUGCUGGGUUACAGCAUGGCCCAGCUACUUGGCAAGAAUAUCACCUUCCUGAUACCAGCUUUUUAUGAGAGGAUGUGUGCUUUUGACAGAAGCACUAGUCUUGUACCUCACUCACAAGAUGAGUCUGUGUCCAACCACUCCAACACAGACUCCUGUAAAUGCCUUAAUGAUGUUGAAGGCAGUGCUUCAAGCCUGUCUGCAGAUGCUGUGUCAGCAAAGGAGGAUCAGCAAGAUACGUGUGAUCUAAAUCCAGUGCUGGCUGGUGACAGCAUCAAGUACCAUGCCAUGCAAAGGAGAGAAGGUGUUGGCAGAGCGAGAAGAGCCUUUGCUGGGGUCCGGGCUAAACUGGAACAGCAAGGCAAAGCUCCCUGCACCAAUAACUCCCCUGCAGUCCCCUCCAUGCCUCUGGACAGACUGGAGGACACAGCAGAUCUCUGUGCAGAGGCAGCUGCAGUAGUAGCCCACUGCAGUGAAUCUGUCCCAGCUGAGUCCACCAUGGCCCUUCUGCAGACCUUCACCUUGGUGGAGUCCCAAGAUUCCUCACUCCAAACCAGGCACCAGCUUUCCAAUGAGAUCCAGGACCCAGUCAGGUCUGACCAGUGCUUAGGAAAAGAGUGUACAGCAGUGGGCAGCCUGUGUUCAGAUGGUGGCCUUCAGGACUCCAGUUUUGAGGUGAUCUCUCUCGGAAGUCGGUCUUCCUCUGGAUUCUGUGAGAAGUGGGCAGGGCCUGGGAGGCCAGACGACACACAAGCAGAAGUGUUGGACUCUGGCAGCUGCUUUUUGCACCUGGACACUAAUGGUGAGGUGAUUGCACAGGCCCUAGCACACCUGGACCUGAACGAGAGUGUGGAGAUUCAAGACCCUCCUGGUGGCCUUGACCAAUCACUGACCUCAUGCGACACAGCCGAGCUGCUGCGCACACCCUCACCCUACGUCGUGGAGUCAGACCCUGAAACUGAGACAGUUAACCCUCCAAAAUGUGCGCUCCCUAAGCUGAAAGAUCAAGAAGGCUGUAUCAGCCCCCAGCAGACAGUUUUGAAUCGCCUAGAGAAGAAUCCAGAUCACUGGAAUCCAGAACCAUGGACUCCAUUCUCAGAGUUCAGUAAAGGCCAUGUUCUCGAUCCCCAGAGUGGUGGAAUGCUGUUGUUGGGUGACACUCCAGCGACCUCAACUCCAAAGAAGCCACAGAAUGCUCCUUCCACACCCCUCUCUCCGCUACCCCUCAUACAGGAGGGCAUGUUUCAGGCCAACUGCUAUCACAGGGAUGGAAGACCCAUUGAGGUGCAGUAUGACGUGCGCAGAGCCACUCUCUCCAGCGGACGUGCUUUGUACUGUGUGUGGUUGAGUGGGAGUCAUCUCCUCCUCCAGCAGCAGGAGACACUGCAGAGUACACAGUCCCCCACAUCAGAGUUCUCAAUUCAAGACAACUCUGCUUACAGCCUGGGAGAGGCAAUAAGCGUGGCAGCCCGAGCCGAGGGCUUGUGCUCCUCAGUGGACCUGGAGCAGUCUGGAGCAUGUGAAGGACAGUUUGAGGAGGACUACCAGCCGCUGCGCACCGUGGGAAAAGGAGCCUUCGGCUUUGUCUGGCUCGCCUCCCGACGCUGUGAUGGACAGGAGGUGGUGGUGAAAUUUAUCAGGAAAAGCAGGGUGGUGAGGGAGUGUUGGGUGGAGGACCCUGAACUGGGUCGGGUCACUCAGGAGAUAGCCAUACUUGCCCGACUGAGCCAUCCCAACAUUGUGAAGGUAUUGGAGGUAUUUGAGAAUGAGAGCUUCUUCCAGAUGGUGAUGGAGAAACACGGAGAUGGGCUUGACCUAUUUGACUUUAUCGACAUGCAACCCAGACUGGACGAACCCCUGGCCAGCUAUAUCUUUAGACAGCUGGUGUCGGCGGUGACUUACCUGCAUGGGAAAAGUGUUUUGCAUAGGGACAUAAAAGAUGAGAACAUCAUCAUAAACACGGAUUUUCACAUCAAACUGAUCGAUUUUGGCUCUGCCACCAAGCUGCAGCCAGGCAAGCUGUUCCACACGUUCUGUGGCACACUGGAGUACUGCUCCCCUGAGGUGCUACAGGGAAACCCGUAUGAAGGACCAGAGCUGGAGAUGUGGUCUUUGGGAGUGCUUCUCUAUACGCUGCUGUUCAGUGAGAACCCUUUCUGUAGUGUGGAGGAGACUCUGCAAGCCAAACUCAACCCUCCCUGCGACAUCUCGACAGAGUUGUAUGGUCUGCUGGUUGGCUUGCUCCAUCCUGUGCCGACUCAAAGGAUCACUCUAGAGGAGCUGCUCCAGGAGUCGUGGAUCCGGCAGCCCAUUAACCUGGCAGAGUACAGCUGGUGGGAAGUGUUUCCUGGCAGCCACGAUUCUGCUGAUCAUGCCGAGUGCGUUCCAGGUGUUCAGCAGGGGGACAUUAAGUCUCAGGCUGGUGACCAGAAAUCUCUGCAGUAUGAAGAUGAUGAAGAGGAGGAGGAAGAAGAUGAAGAACAGAGGAGAAUGAUGGCAGCACUGAAAUCUGAACUUCUGAAGUAUCUCAAUGAUGAAUGAAGACUGGGGAAGCUGGGAAGUACUUUUGGGCUGAGGUAACUUCACCAGGCUAAAGUGGCAACAGAAGGAAACAAGGUGGAAAAUUUGCACUUUGCACUAAUUAUAUCUUCAUUUUUCUUCCAUGAAGUUGUGUUGGUUGACCUGUUUACUUUUCAAAUGAAGUCUUGCUUGAACAAAACUGUCUGUCUGUUUCUUUAAACACUAUAAAUCCUGUCUGUGGUGAAUGUCAAAGGAUCUUGUAUCAUGUGGUGUGAGUGAAAUGUCUCUAAAUUACAAAUUAAAGAGGCCUUAAAUGUAA